AAGAAAAUCGUGCAAGCCCAGCUGCCACUUCCAAUCGCGGCGUGCCCAGACCUCAGGGAGGAACAUGGCAGCAGCUCAGGGAGCAGGGAGCAGUUCAGCCGGACCAUCCGGACUCCCUGGUUCUGCCCCAGGGCACAGCAGCAACUCCACGACAGUGGCAGUGUGGGAAUGGCAGGAUGAAUUUGGCAACUGGAGGCCGUACCGAGGGAAUGUCUGUAGCUACAUUGAACAGGUUUUUCAGGCCUCUCAGCAGAAGGGCCGGCGUUCAGGAUCAGGGCUUGUCAGCAGCAUCCCUUUGGGACAGGCGGAUCCUGUCUUGGCUCCCUACGUUAUCGACAUCCCCAGCUUGAUGCAGUUCCGGCAGGAUACAGGGACGAUGCGGGCUGUCCGCAGGCACCUCUUCCCUGGGGACUCCGCUGCCGGGCAGGGCAUCGUCUGGGAGUGGCAGAACGACGAAGGCGGGUGGUCCCCCUACGAGAUGAACGUCUGCGUGUUCCUGGAGCAAGCCCGUGCCACAAACCACCAGCGAGUAGAUCUCGGACCCUUGGGCUACAACUACGAAGUUGACUUUGUGUCUCAAAUCCAGACCAACAAGACCACAGGGUUCCGCCGCAGCGUUCAGAGGCGCUUGGACGCCCCGUACCCGGUGACGACCUCCCCAGCGCCCCUUCACACCGGGGUGGCUUGUUCCUGCCAACAGUGCUGGCUAAACAGUGGGACUGGUCCCAUCACCACACGUUACCGGCACUCCAUGAUAAACUUUCCCAGCUCUUCCAUUACUCAUCAGGUUUCUGGUAGAACAUCAUCAAUAAGUUCUUCCAGCGUCAGCUUCAUGCCCUAUAACAAACCACCUUUGUCUGGAGCAAGGUCAACAGCAAGACUCAAUGCACAGAGCACCUGGGCUUUGCCUCAAGCUGGGGGCCCCAGCACAGGACUGUCUGCAUCUAACAAAGUCAGCACUCCAGACCUGACAAUCAAGAUGUCCAAACCCAGCAAGCUGAACCAGGCCCUGGCAGGCAUGACGGCUAUUCUGAUGUCAGCCGCUGGACUCCCCGUGCACCUCACCUAUGUGCCGCAAGCUGCCAGAACCCAUAAAGCCACUAAAAAACACAGCUCAGUUAAGGAGGGGAGGAAAGUGUCCAAGAAAGGCUGGUGGAAGAGCUUGACAGCCUCUGUGACGGGCCUGAUGACCGCAACACCAACAGACCCAGAAGCAGUGGUGAAGAAGUACCUGGAAGAGCUGAAGGGCACUCCUACCGAUGAGGACUGUAUCAUCUGCAUGGAGAAACUGUCCUCCCCCUCCAGUUACAGCGACGAAUACGACAACAGCACAAUCAAGCCAGAGACAGUCGGUCGUUUGACAAACUGCCAGCACUCCUUCCACAUGCUCUGCAUGCUGGCCAUGUACUCCAGAGGGAACAAGGACGGGAGUUUGCAGUGCCCCUCUUGUAAAACCAUCUACGGAGAGAAAACCGGUACUCAGCCCAAAGGGAAGAUGGAGGUCUUCACUUUCCCCCAGUCCCUCCCUGGCCACAAGGACUGUGGGACAAUCCAGAUUGUGUAUCACAUCAGCAGAGGCAUCCAGGGCCCCGAGCACCCCAACCCCGGGAUGCCAUACACAGCAAGAGACUUUCCUCGCUACUGCUACCUACCAGACAACGAGAAGGGCAGAAAGGUCCUGGAGCUCCUGAGGGUGGCUUGGAAGAGACGCCUCAUUUUCACAGUGGGCACCUCCAACACCACCGGCGAGAGCAAUACGGUGGUGUGGAACGAGAUCCACCACAAAACAGAGAUGGACACAAACCUGAGUGGCCACGGCUACCCUGACCCCAACUACCUGGACAACGUGCUGGCGGAGCUGGCCGCGCAGGGGGUCACCGAGGACUGCCUGAGACAAUGAGCUGGGGUGGGGGCCCGGCUGUGCCGUGCACGUCUCGGGGGCCCACCUAGUGCACUUAAUUCCUGUUGCCUUAAGUUCCUGUGUCUGACCGCCCGUCACACUGAGCAAUAACACUGUCCUGUG
Messenger RNA from Antrostomus carolinensis (chuck-will's-widow), 2023 nucleotides. RefSeq names its product deltex E3 ubiquitin ligase 2 (gene DTX2). Gene Ontology annotation, molecular function: zinc ion binding. Lineage: Eukaryota; Metazoa; Chordata; Aves; Caprimulgiformes; Caprimulgidae. Gene Ontology annotation, biological process: protein ubiquitination; Notch signaling pathway. Bases 65 to 1900 code for a protein of 611 amino acids. The transcript has 10 exons. The record is from RefSeq and is a predicted model, not a curated record.